Brassica napus (rape) is the source of this 766-nucleotide messenger RNA. Its product is annotated as sigma factor binding protein 1, chloroplastic-like. Bases 117 to 581 code for a protein of 154 amino acids. NCBI's taxonomy places the organism in Eukaryota, Viridiplantae, Streptophyta, Magnoliopsida, Brassicales, Brassicaceae. The record is from RefSeq and is a predicted model, not a curated record. The transcript has a single exon.
GAAAAUGUUAUAUAUAUACUUACGAUGAUGCUAGAGAUUAAUUAAAAUUUAUAAAUAACUGUACAAGUAUAAACAGAAGAUAUAAGCUCAUCUGGAUUCUCUCACCGGCAAACAACAUGAAGUCAUCAUCAUCAUCGUCAUGGACGUUUCUCACGACCACAAGCUUAGACCAGAGAAACCCAUCUCCGGUCGUUACAUCAAAGCAAAUGAAGAAGACGGCUUCAAGGAACAAACCCAUCAAAGUGCGUUACAUAUCAAACCCCAUGAGGGUCAAAACAUGUGCGUCCAAGUUUAGAGAACUCGUACAAGAACUCACCGGCCAAGACGCCGUCGAUCUUGAGCUUGAGCCCGAGUUUUCCCCUUCCGCGGUAUCCGACCACAGCCCUUCUCCGCCGCCGCCGGAGACUUUUGCGCCACAUAUUCCUCAUCAGGAGCCGUUCGAUGAUCUGGUAGCUGGCUACUAUGAGCCGUUGGAUGGGGAAGAGAUGUUCUUGUCGCAGAUGUCGAGAGGUUUUUCUGGAUAUUUCUCGAAUGAGUUUUACAAUGUGAAUGACUAUCUUGGAAGAAUCGAUUCUUUGUGAAAAUAUUCUGGAGUAUUUAGGGGUUUCAAGUACAUAUCUAUACAAUUAUGAAUUGCCAUACAUAUAUUUAAAUUGAUGCAUGUAUAUUAAUUACUUAUACCAAGGUUUGUGAAGAGAAUUAUAAGGGAAAUUAAGUCACUUGUAAAAGGUUUGAAUGAACCUCUUGAUUUAUUGUUUUUGUUAGA